This is a messenger RNA of Trichobilharzia regenti, 1251 nucleotides long. Lineage: Eukaryota; Metazoa; Platyhelminthes; Trematoda; Strigeidida; Schistosomatidae. The record is from the annotation of a GenBank genome assembly.
AUGUCGACAUCUUUACUGGUUCAAAAUCCCGCUAUACCAUGCUUUGCAGUCACUGGUGAUUAUUGUCCAUCUUCAUCUACCCGAUCUACGCAUACCCAACCAUUUCCACAACUUAUUGGCUUACCUGUGCCUAUCCGACUAGUAUUCAAUAAUCCUGAACAAUCAAUAAGUCAAUCUCAUUUUUCACUAUUUCCAACUGGUCAAAGUGCUGAUACUACAACACAGAGUCAUCAUCAAGUUAGUUUCACCGGGGACUGCUGCUUUACAAAUAAUAUUAUAACACCUGUAACUGUUAAUAAUAAUAAUAAUAUGCCUCGUCAUUCACGAUCCAAUGAUAAUCAUCAAGAGAUUGAAGCACCAGUUUUCACUGAACCACUUGGUCCAGUUGCUACAGGUUGUAAACGUGAUGCCUCUGCAUUAUCAGCCAAUUGUACAAUACCUCCUAUAACAACAACAACUACAACAGCAAAUUUACCAUUAGAUUCUAAUGAUCAAUGCACUAUAUAUCUUCCUCCGAAACCGAAAGAAUCUGAAAGGAUGAUGCAUAUUCAACGGUGGGUGAAUCAUCUACCUUGGAAUGCUAAUAAUGUAUGUGAUGCUUCCGGUAGAUCUCAUGUACCUUAUCCUAUUCCUCUACGUCCUCAUAUAGAUGAGGAUCGUGAAUUAACACCUCCCCCUGGUCGAAAUUAUUUAACUCGACUACCAUUUACAGCUGAAGAACAACAAGCUAUGGUACGAUUUUUUCCUUCGCAUACAAAUCAAUAUAGACAUCAACAUCAAGCUCAUGCUGUUCCGGAUCCUCAACCUCGAUAUCAACAUCCAUUUCCUAAUCACUGUGCAAAUCAACAAACCUCUAAUAAUAAUAAUAAUCACCAUUUUUCUUCAUCACAAAGACCUAGUCAAGAAGCAGGUAAUGUUUUCACACCUACUGGUGUUCGGCAUAUACCUGAAUAUAUAAAUGAAAAUAGUCGAAAACGUGGACAAGAAGAUGUUACUGGUGGUGGUGCGGGUGCUGGUGCUGGUGGGAGUCGAUUAUUCGCUGACUGGGAGACAAGAUUAAUUAGUCGCCUUUUUAAAGAAUUCUUCCAUGGAAAUCCUAAGCCUACUGGUGUCUGUGGUACACUACCAUCACUUAGUGAAGUACGAUCUCGUAUAGCUACGUCAAAAUUAAAAGAGACUAGAACACCUACAGCUGUUCGAUCAAAAAUCCGUCGUAUGCAAUCCUCUGGCACAUGGUUAAAGUAUCAAUGA